AAGAAAGAUAUAUAAACAAGCUAUCCGAAACAAGAAAAGAACCAGAAAAUGCUGCUGAGAAGAUCCCUCCGCAAAACUAGAUAUAUCUUCCAGAAAACCUUGAGGAAACUCAAGUCUUUUCUCUUUGGAAGGUAUCAAAAGCUGCCUAAAGCCCCUUUUAUCAAUCCCUUUUUCUCUGGCAGCAAUAGCUGUCGAAAGAUGCAGGAAUUAGAUGAUUUCUACAGAGAGUUCUCUGAUCAAUGGGCUAUUCUGGACACAAGUACACUACCACCAAGAGUACCAAUGGUGGAAGAUGUGGAAUGCAGUGAAAAUCAUACUAGAGCGACAGUGCAGAUUAUUGUGGAUAACACAGAUAUAAAGGCAAGAAAGGAAGAGAAGAUGGUCUUCAAGCGCCAUGAGAGGAAAAGGGAAGAAGCCUGUGGUCAUACAGAAAAUGCAGGUAGCCAAAGUUUAGCACAGAAGAUGAAGGAUCUAGACAUGUUUGAAUUGAAUGAUGUGGAUCAUCAGUUGGACGUAGAGGAGGUGCUUCACUAUUAUUCUCGUCUUACUUGCCCGGCUUACCUUGAUAUAGUUGAUAAAUUUUUCAUGGACAUGUAUUCUGAAUUCAUCCUUCCACAACCCUCUGUCAGCGGUAACAGUUCAAUGCGGAGACUUCAACCUGUGAAGCUCUAGAACUCAAGCCCAUUUAUUCACACGCUCUUAUAUAAGUUCUGAUUUUUUUGUCUGCUUAUUCCUCUGCCUGUUUGUCUAUGUGUGGUUAUCUGUAGAUGUAUACUCAUACUGGAGCUACAGCUACUUGCUCAACAAUAAUUUUUCACCC
Coffea eugenioides is the source of this 820-nucleotide messenger RNA. RefSeq lists its product as uncharacterized. The record is from RefSeq and is a predicted model, not a curated record. The transcript has a single exon. Lineage: Eukaryota; Viridiplantae; Streptophyta; Magnoliopsida; Gentianales; Rubiaceae. The coding region runs from base 49 to 672 and encodes 207 amino acids.